GAAGUUGUGGGGAAUGAGAAUAGUUAAUGUAAUAGCUCAACAGUUUCUAGUAGCUCUAUUAAGUAGAAAAUAAUCAGUACCAUUGUCUUUGAUAUUUUGUGAAUGGAAAUAGUGUUAUAUCUCCCAUGAAUGUCAACAGUUUUGAAUCGGUAUUCAGAAGGCAGUUUGAACACUUUGUCAUACCAAACUUAUCAUAUUUUAUUAGCUGCUGAAUAUAUUGAGUUCCAGAUACUUAAUUCUGGUAGUGAGGAGCAUCUAGGGCUGUGAUGUGGGGGAGAAUGGCUAACAAAACUUUAGAAAGAUCUGGGGAAAACAUUUAUAGAAAACUCUAAAAUCCUGGUGAAUAGCCGCAAAGGAAAGAACCAAGGAAAGAGAUCACUGGGAUGCAUAAAGGUAUUGAAUAUAAGAUUGUAAUUUAAGUUAAUGACGGGAAAAGCCCUAUUCAGUGAUCCAGUUCAUAUCCAAGCAAACACAGGAUUUAGUCUAAGGGGAGCCCGACUUCACCACUAGAGAGUAUAAUUGAUUUCAGUCUUCAUUCUGAACUCAGCAGCUCAACUCUGUCUCGGCGGGGAGAGAAAUCACAGCGUAGCAAACACUGAGCGCAAGUCACCUUGGCCGGGACAUUAUGGGCUCAGCAAGCAGGUGUGAGCAGCACCACGCAGCGGGCAGGCUUCUUGUGUAAGGUGGCUUCCCAUCCCCGCUGUGGAUCGUCGCCCGCUGCUCAUUCUGCAGGGAGGAUGGAGUCGCCGGCUUGAAAAGCCUCUCCCCGUCCCUUCCUGGGGACCGCGCCGGAGCGGAUAAAACCUCCUGGUGCAGACCAGCGUGGGGUGGGCUCGUGGCGAUGGUGGCUGCCCGCUGAGCGGGCCCGGGGGCCCUUGUUCCCGGCCGGGCUGAGCUGAACACUUGGGGGAAAGUUACCUGUUUCGCCUGUGCCCUGGGAGCUGCUCCGCCGCUCCGCUCGCUCGGAGGCUUCGCCACUGAGUCACCAUUACCUCGCCCAGCAAGGAGGAGCUGGUCGCGCUCGCUGCCCGGCUCUGGCACCGGAGGAAGCGGCUGCUGGCCGCGGCCGGGCUGGCCCUCGCCAUGGGACUCGCGCUGCUCAUCGCCGUCCCGCUGCUGCUGCAGGCGGCCCCCGAGAGCGCGGCGCACUACGAGAUGAUGGGCACCUGCCGCAUGAUCUGCGACCCCUAUAGCAGCGCCAGCGCCCGGGCCGGCGGCCCCAGCAGCGCGGCCGCCGUGGAGGCGCUGCAGGACCUGAGCGCCAACCCCCCGCCGCCCUUCCUCCCGGGACCCAAGGGGGAGCCCGGCCGGCCGGGCAAGCCGGGGCCCCGGGGCCCGCCAGGGGAGCCGGGGCCCCCCGGUCCCAGGGGGCCGCCCGGAGAGCGGGGAGACUCGGGCAAGCCGGGGCUGCCGGGGCUGGCGGUGGCCGGGGCCGGCGCCCCCGGGGCUGCAGGGGGCGGCGGCCCCGGGGCGGGCGCCGCCGGGGAGGUGAGCGGGGCGCUGAGCGCGGCCUUCAGCGGCCCCCGGAUCGCCUUCUACGUGGGGCUGAAGAGCCCCCACGAGGGCUACGAGGUGCUCAAGUUCGACGACGUGGUGACCAACCUGGGCAACCACUACGAGCCGGCCACGGGCAAGUUCAGCUGCCAGGUGCGGGGCAUCUACUUCUUCACCUACCACAUCCUCAUGCGCGGCGGGGACGGCACCAGCAUGUGGGCGGAUCUCUGCAAGAACGGCCAGGUGCGGGCCAGUGCCAUUGCGCAGGACGCCGAUCAGAACUACGACUAUGCCAGCAACAGCGCGGUGCUGCACCUGGAGUCGGGGGACGAGGUGUACGUCAAGCUGGACGGCGGCAAAGCACACGGCGGCAACAACAAUAAGUACAGCACUUUCUCUGGCUUUCUUUUAUACCCCGAUUAAAAGGGGGGCCGGUUGCAUUGUACCCACCUCCCCCGCCACUGUCUCUACGGGUCAGUUUCGCGUCCUUCUCCAUUUGUACAUCUGAUCGGUGGACACAAAACAAGCGAGCCCCCACCCCAGCCCUUGGUGUAUCUCUGUCCUUGUGUUUGUUACACAAUGAGAUCAGCUGCUUGAAACUGACCAGCACCUUGGUUCCAUGAGUGUAUAAAAGAUUCCAGGGUAAACCUGUCACACUACGUUAGAACUGCUCAGUCUUGGCACAUUUUGCUUUAUUACUAUCAUCUUGAUUGAUUGAUUGAUUGAUCUGAAGAGUGGGACUGAAUUAUAACAUGCAUUGGUUCUUCGUACGCCGUUUGUUUGUUUGUAUGGGGUCAAGUGUAACUUUCUUCUUUCCUUUUCCAUGCAAUGCAAUACUCGUGUGAAUGAUGAUGUAGUGAACGUCAAGUCUCUGUUCCUGUCUGGCAAACAAUCUAACCACCACCACCAAAAAAAUCAUAUUAAAUUAUGUUUUUAGACAA
Molecule: messenger RNA, 2435 nt
Organism: Caretta caretta (loggerhead turtle)
Lineage: Eukaryota; Metazoa; Chordata; Testudines; Cheloniidae
Gene: C1QL2
Product: complement C1q like 2
Molecular function (GO): protein binding
Source: RefSeq, a predicted model, not a curated record